Molecule: messenger RNA, 1482 nt
Organism: Yamadazyma jaroonii
Lineage: Eukaryota; Fungi; Ascomycota; Pichiomycetes; Serinales; Debaryomycetaceae
Source: the annotation of a GenBank genome assembly
AUGAUAGAGAAGUUCUUAAAGAACAAGAUCAUCAGUCAAAACGAAAAGUUAUUGAAACUUUAUACGGUAUUUGGUCUCCCACCUAGUCAGUUGUUACCGCCAUCACGUCCAAGAACUUUGCCUCCACCAUUCGAAUUCCAUUCUUCGAAUAACCAAGACAUUUCAUAUAUAUCCAGUCCGAGAUUAUCUAUUACUAAGUUAUUAACAUCAUCUUGGUGUGAAUUACGCGAUUAUUAUGAAGUAUAUAGUGGAAGCAUACGAACAACCAAUGAAUCAUUGAAAUUGGGAUCUAAAUAUCAUGAAGCUUUGGAACUAGAGGAUUUUGAAGUGAUAAAUAUUGAUUUAUUUGAAGAGUUUUUGAAAUCUUUACCUGAUAUUCGUCGGCCUGACCCCAAAGAACCAACAGAGAACUUUUUUUAUGACACAGAAUCAAAAUUGUCCAACGAUUGGUUUGAAAGCAUAAUCCUACGGUUAUUCAAUCUUCUCACCAAGGGAGAUACAAGAGAACUUCUUGUUCAUGAUUAUUUGGACUUGAAGACAUGUCAAUUCCAGAAUACUGAUGAUUCAGUAAUGGUAAGUGGUAUUAUCGAUUACAUCAAACUUUUGAAUCCAUCGGACCAUGGGGAUUUUUCGUUAUUUGAAGAAGUUCAAUUAUAUCUCGAAUUGAACCCUAAUUAUCGAUUGAAUACGUUCUUAGAUGAAGUUCAAGAUUUGGUAACUGAUCACAACUAUGAAUUGAAAUUUACAGAUAUUAAGACACGUCAGAUCAAUCAAAUACCCGCUCAACAAUCGGUAUUGAUGUCAGCUUAUCUACAAGUGUGUUAUUAUAAGUACUUCUUCGAGAACCUUGCACGAGAUCCAUCAGAAACUUACCAAAUGUUAUUAAAGAAUGCCAGAGUCCGUCAUUGUGAUCUUGAUAAACCAAUAGACAUACGGUUGAUGUUAAGUUUGUUGAGAAAGUAUCCUGACUUGUUGCUUGAUGACUUUAAACUGUUAGCGAACGGAUCGUUUAAAUCAUUCGAACCUAUAGUUGCAACAGACUAUGAUCUCACCAAUUUGAUUACUGAAAAGGACAUUCAGAAUCUUAACGAAAUUGACGAUUUUGAUUACAACAGAAUCCUCAAUAGAGAGAUUCUAACCAAAUGGGAAAUACCACUUACAUUAAGGUACUUCGCUCAAAUUAGCAGUAAAUUUUAUCAUGUUUUCAAGCCUUUCAAAUGCAAGGACAUUUCUAUAGAGUAUCAUAACGUACGAACCAACCUUAACUUUCAAACAGUAGAAUAUCAAUUCGAUCAGGCAAAACUUAAUGAAUCAAUUGAAUCAUCAGCCAAGUUUUGGAAUGGAGAGAAAAUUCCUAAAGGUGUGAAAAAUCUAGGGAAAUGUAAAUAUUGUGAUUUCAAUACUCGUUGUCCCGUCCCCAAUAAAGAUUUGAAAAACAUAGGAUGGGAACUUACCAAGUUUUUAAAUCAACCAUCAACUUAA